AUGGCAAAGUUGCUUAUUGUGCUCUACACUGCCCUUGUGUUGUGGUGCUACUUGUUGUGCAACAUCCCCGCAGCAAAUUGCAUCAUGGCAAAUAAUGAGAUAGAUAGAGUUGCAUUGGUGGCCUUCAAGGCUGCAAUUGUUCAAGACCCAUUUGGUGCCCUCACUUCCUGGAAUCAUUCACUCCACUACUGCCACUGGAAAGGCAUUUUGUGUAGUCGUCGACAUCCUGAUAGAGUUAUUCAGCUAACUCUAAGGUCCCAAGGCCUGUUUCGAGGUGGAAUACCAAACAACCUUUCUCGUUGCUCAAAACUUGAAUGGCUGAACUUGAUCGACAACCACCUAACCGGAAACAUCCCAGCUGAGUUGGGCUCUUUGUCAAGGCUUGGAACUUUAGCCUUAAGUAAAAACAAGCUUUCAGGAACCAUCCCUCCUUUCAUUGGAAACCUCUCAUCUCUUUUCCAAAUCUCUUUAUCGCAUUGUAAUUUGCAUGGGGAGAUUCCGGAAGAAAUUGCUAGGCUUCGAGGCCUGAGCUUAGUCCAGUUAUCUGAGAAUAACCUAUCUGGCAAGGUACCAUCUGGCCUUUAUAAUAUCUCCACCAUCUUUUUUUUAUCAUUAACCGUUAACCAACUUGAAGGAAAUAUUCCUCAUGAUAUAGGCUCCACACUUCCAAAUCUCAAGUUUCUUAACUGUAUGAACAAUUUGUUUACUAGAACAAUUCCUACUUCAUUGUCAAACGCUUCAGAACUUCAAGAGAUACUCAUCUCUAUAAAUUAUUUCAGCGGGACAAUGCUAAAAGAUCUUGGAAAACUUCCGGGUCUUACAGUGAUAGGUGUUUAUCAAAAUUGGUUGCAAGAUGACCUCACUUUUAUUUCACCUCUAACGAAUUGCACCAGUUUACAAAUUAUUGAUGCGGGUGACAAUCUUUUUAGAGGUUCAUUGCCUGACUCCAUAGCUAAUCUUUCCACAUAUCUUAGCUGGAUGAAUUUGCAGAUUAAUCAAAUACAUGGAAGCAUUCCUUCAGGCAUCGGGAACCUUCUCAACCUCACUCAGCUAUCUAUGGUAGCAAAUAAUCUUGCUGGCCCUAUUCCAUCCUCCAUUGGCAGACUUCAUAAUCUGCAAUCUCUGUCGUUAGCCCAGAACAAAUUCACAGAACUUCCAUCUCCACUUGGUAAUUUGACUUCAUUGAUUACUCUCGACUUGGGAGAAAACAAUAUCUAUGGAAACAUACCUCAAAGUUUGGGCAAUUGUCAUAGCUUGCUGGAAUUACACCUUUAUAAAAAUAAUUUCAAUGGUUCAAUACCCCCUGAAAUUAUGAGUCUUUCCUCCAUUUCAACAUUCCUCACGUUAGAUCACAAUGCACUAACCGGUUCUCUUCCAUCAGAAGUCGAGUGUUGGAAAAAUCUUGGGUACAUGGAUGUAUCCUAUAAUACAUUAUCAGGACCCAUACCAAACAUGCUGAGCAAUUGUUUGAGUUUGGAAUGGCUUCACAUGCAGGCCAACUCAUUUGAAGGAGAGAUACCUCAAAGUUUGAGCAUGCUGAGGGGCUUAACAUUAUUGGAUCUUUCACGCAAUAAUUUGUCAAGACUGAUCCUAAGUUUUCUAGGUGAGCUUCAACUAGAUAUGUUGAAUUUGUCUUUUAAUAUGCUACAUGGACAAGUUCCCAUACAAGGAGUGUUUCGAAAUUCAAGUGCAAUUUCAAUUGUUGGAAAUAAUGAUCUAUGUGGAGGUAUUGCAAAAUUACACCUUCCUCCUUGUUCAUCCUCCAACCCCAGUAAGAAUUACCUUUCUCACAGGAUGAAAGUGAUCCUACUGGUGGUUGGUAUUGUGAUAUUUUUAUCUUUGUUAGUUAGCUUCUUUAUAUUUCUUCAACAGUGUCGUGUUUCAAAAACGAAGACCUCUAGCACGCCAUCAAUCAAAGAUCAAUUUUUGAGGGUUUCUUAUGCAAAGCUUCUGAAAGACACUGAUGGAUUCUCAGAGGCUAAUCUAAUUGGUGUUGGGAGCUAUGCUUCAGUUUACAAAGGGAUUCUUGAUCAUAUUCAGAUGGUUGUUGCAGUGAAAGUGCUCAAUCUUCAGACCAGAGGAGCUUCUAAUAGUUUCAUGUCAAAAUGCAAGGCACUAAGAGCCAUAAGGCACCGAAAUCUAUUGAAAAUUUUGAGCGUUUGUUCUAGUGUAUAUUUUCAUGGUAAUGAAUUCAAAGCUCUGGUAUAUGAAUUUAUGGCCAAUGGAAACUUGGACAAUUGGUUGCAUCAAGUUGGAGUUGGAGACUAUGAGCAACUAGAAGAACCUAGAAAUCUUAAACUAAUCCAGAAGGUGGACAUUUCCAUUGGUAUUGCCUCUGCACUUGAGUAUCUUCAUUGUGGUUAUGAGUCGACAAUUAUUCAUGGUGAUCUAAAGCCAAGUAAUGUUCUUUUGGAUGAUGAGAUGACGACCCAUAUUGGAGAUUUCGGUUUAGCGAAAAUUAUUUCUACCGUUUCAAGUGAUGAGUAUGACAUGGGUGACCUGGCUUCCAUGCUAGGAGAUGUAUAUAGCUUUGGGAUUCUUUUACUGGAGAUGUUUACAAAUAAGAGACCAACUGACGAUUUGUUUAAGGAUCAUCUAAAUCUUCAUAACUUCGUUAAGAAUGCUUUGCCUGAUCGAGUGAUGGAGAUUGUGGAUCCCUACAUUCUAUUGGAGCAUAACAGAAGAAGUUGGAUUAAAGACUGUAUAGUUUCCAUUUUGAGAAUUGGGAUUGCAUGUUCAAUGGAAUCACCAACAAAUCGAAUGGAAAUGGGAAGUGUUAUUAGCGAAUUGUGUAAGAUCAAAAAUACAUACAUGAAUGAAGGGUUGAACCAAGACUAG
Molecule: messenger RNA, 2838 nt
Organism: Camellia sinensis
Lineage: Eukaryota; Viridiplantae; Streptophyta; Magnoliopsida; Ericales; Theaceae
Source: RefSeq, a predicted model, not a curated record